Molecule: messenger RNA, 2468 nt
Organism: Cylicocyclus nassatus
Lineage: Eukaryota; Metazoa; Nematoda; Chromadorea; Rhabditida; Strongylidae
Source: the annotation of a GenBank genome assembly
AUGUCCCAGAACUUUCGAGCCAACCUAAUAUCUAUUUGCGGCAUAAGCAAGGCUAGGGAACGAUCAGAGAGCAAGCAAAGAGACGCAGACUGCGUUGCGAGUGCGAGCGGUCGCCUUCCAGCCGCCAGUCCCGUUGAAUUAAAGGGAACAAUGUCGGAUCUUAUAUCCGGCCUCACAAGCCUGACGAAGCAGAUUAGUAAUAAUAUUCCUUAUCAAAUCAAGAAACUUGGCGAAUCUGUUCACACUAUGGUUAUGAAUUAUACUGAAGCUGAAAAUCUUGUUUAUGAAGCAACUAAUGAGGAUCCAUGGGGUCCUACCGGCCCUCAAAUGAAGGAGAUUGCCAAUUAUACAUUCCAGUACGAAGGUUUUCACCAGGUUAUGAAUCUAUUGUGGAAACGAAUGCUUGAAGAUAAUAAAAACGCUUGGAGAAGAGUGUACAAGAGUCUCACUUUACUGAAUCACUUACUUCUUCAUGGAAGCGAAAGAGUUAUUGGGAGCGCUCGUGACCAUACAUUCCAAAUGAGAGCGCUGGAGCAAUAUAAAUAUGUUGAUGAUCACGGAAGGGAUCAGGGCUUGAAUGUGCGCCAUAGGGUAAAAUUGAUUCUGGAUCUUGUUGGAGAUGAUGACAAACUACGUGCGCAAAGGAGAAAAGUAAAAUCUGAUAACAAAGAUCGCUAUCAAGGUUAUACAUCCGAAGAUAUCCGUAUGGGACGCGGAGGCUCUUUCAGCAGUAGUUCGAUGCAUGGUUACAGCGACGACUGGAAAGAUGACACAAGUAGCUACAAGCGAAAAUCUUCUUUUGAGGAGAAUAGAGACGAAUAUGCCGUGAAGGAGGUGAAUUCCUUCCAGUUUCCUGAAGAAUCUCGGAGGGGAUCCGUUUCUCCCGAGCUUGGAUUUAGGCAAGACCCUACCCCUGAUGACGAUUUUGGUGAUUUUGCCACGGCUCGAUCGAUACCACAGCAAAAUACAGCCGCACAGAGAACAGCCGCUGCUGAAGUCAGUCCAACUCACAUUCCUGUAAUUAGUCCACCUGCUCCUGUUUCUUCAUCGAGAGCAUCAGGAGCCAACACAUCUUCAACUUCCUUCGACCUGCUAGGGCUGGACAUCUCAUCAUCUAGUGCCAGUGCAGUAGACUUCUUUGGUGACUCUGGCAAAAAUGCUGUACCUGGCAUUAUUCCACCUCCAGCAAGUAGUAUUUCUGGCAUGAAUAUUCCUCCUCCAGCUGCGGCGAAGGCGUCGCCUGCGGCACCUCUUGUUCAGCUGGGGCCAAGUUUGCCUCCGGAUCUGUUUAGCUCUCCAUCAGCUACAUCGUCGCCCUUCCCCGCUGCUUUUGAAGCUGACUGGACAGCUGCUCCUCCUGCUGCUCCACAAGCCGCUGCUCCUCAACCAGCUUUCUGUCCUGCUCCUGCUGCUGGUGGAUUACCUACCACUCAAAACAAGGCCGUUGACAUCUUUGGUGACUUCGAUGCACUUCCCAAAACGAGCCCGAAAGUUUCAUCUCCUGCUAAAUCGCCGGUCGCAAAUGGAGGAUCUUCCAACACUACAUCUACAAAGAUCGGCAGCACUUGGGCUGGCGCCACCGGUUUGAUUGACUUAGAUAAUCUUGCGGGUAAAAGUACUCCCACAAAGCAGAACCCAUCACUGAAUCAAAUGCAGAUGAACAAACAAGGUGCCAACAGUCCAAGCAGCUUAUUCUGAUGAGCAAAAUCCUCGUCGUGGGAUUAUCGCUUCUGUUAAUACUUGUAAACGGAAGCAAAAGCAAUCUGAGCAACUUUCGCUAUCUAGUGCUGUACACAUAUGGAGUCAGUUUAGUUUGCUUACUCUAUCCCAUUCAAGUCUUUUCUUGAACAUUGUCGUAGUAGAAGCAUUCUUUGUCGCACUUUAGUAAUUUAUGUUCACUUGUAUCAUUACGUGAUGUGCCCUAAAUUUGUGAUCGAGAUAAUGUGAUGAUGAUUAGGCAAACUUCCUUUUCUCUUGUUUUAUCGCACUCUAUCAUUUCAUACGUCAAUAUUUCUGUUUUGGGGUUUUUUUUUUCUUUUAUCACUCCACAUUUGUGUUGAUGUUUGAAAUGCAUUCAAGCGAUCUACACAUUUGUGGUUCUACGGCUCUUUGAUGUGAUUUGUUCUGCUUUAUCAAUGCAAUUGGGGCUGGUAUCGUAUGGAGGUUAGGAAUUUACCGUGGAUGAGUGCAGUGUUCACAUCACUGUCAAGCCGCAUAUCCUUGAGGGUAUGUAAAAUCUGCUGGAGUCAGACCUAGGUUGGCUCCAUUCUUUAUUUGUGUGCCUCCCUGUGUGAGACUUGUUUUCCUCUUUGGCUGAUUCUACCUUAGGUAGCAACUUUUGCUUCAAGAUUUUUCUAUUAAGUGCCUCUAUCGAAUAUAUAAAUUUGUGAUACCUAGAUAAAUUCAUAAUACCAUCGAACUUUAUUGUGUACACCAAUAAACUGGGAAGUGAACUUCGCAUAAGAAAG